GCUACUGGACUUGCUGCGUGCGAGCUGCGAGCUCACACACGGACACAGUUCGCCACAGCUCAUGCGCGUGGGAUCGCAGCUCGGCCCGGGCCCAACACACCCAACGGCUCGCACCAACCCCACCCCCCUCCUGGCUGGACCUGGACUCCUCCCACCUCCCGCCGCCAACCGCCGCCCUCCCCACCGGAAUGCCGGGCUGACUGACGGCUGACGACACCCCGACACGAUUUCCGGAGGAGGCGCCGCCGCCGCUGCUCUGGGUGGUGGGUGGAUCCUGCGAGGCGGAGCGCGGAGCCAUGGCGAGCGACGUGCCCAUGAGCCCCGAGCUCGAGCAGGUGGACGGCGAGAUCCGGGACAUCUUCCGCGACCUCCAAAAGGGGUUCCAGAAGAUGGACAAGAUCAAGGACUCCAACAGGCAGUCCAAGCAGCUGGAGGAUCUCACCGGCAAGAUGAGGGAGUGCAAGCGAUUGAUCAAAGAAUUUGAUCGCAUUCUCAAAGAUGAGGAGAAAAAGAACACUCCUGAUGUCAACAAACAGCUAAAUGAUAAGAAGCAGUUCAUGAUCAAAGAGUUGAAUUCCUAUGUCACCUUGAGGAAAACGUACCAAAGUAGCCUUGGUAAUAAGAGGAUCGAAUUAUUCGACACUGGUAACGAUCAAGUGGCUGAGGACACACCAGUUCAAAUGGCAUCAGAAAUGUCAAAUCAAGAACUCAUUAGCGCUGGAAGGAAACAAAUGGAUCAAACUGACCAAGCUAUUGAGCGUUCAAAAAUGGUUGUAGCACAAACUGUUGAAGUUGGAGCUCAGACUGCUGCAACUCUGACACAGCAAACAGAACAAAUGAAGAGAAUUGGCAAUGAGCUUGACUCUGUUCAUUUCUCCCUGAAGAAGGCUAGUCAAAUGGUGAAAGAGAUUGGUCGCCAGGUUGCAACUGACAAAUGCAUUAUGGCGUUCCUGUUUCUGAUUGUAUGCGGUGUUAUUGCAAUAAUUGUUGUCAAGAUUGUCAACCCGCACAACAAGAGCCUCAGGGACAUCCCGGGCCUGGCGCCUCCUGCUAUGAACAGGAAGCUGCUCUCCAUCGACCCUUUCGGAGGACUCUGAGCAUUGCGAAUGGCUCUUGUGAGCCACAUAACACGAUGUCACGAUUCUUUCCUCGCUUGUAUAUUGUCUCGUUGUCGGUGUUUGCAUCGAUCCAUUCUUUCCCCAUUGGUGAGUAGUAGCUUUGUGUUCCUAGCGGCAGUCGUGUUGUGUGUAUUACUCGUGAUCACCCCCCGGCUUUCUGGUUGUCUGUGCAUACGCGGUAGUGAUGUGAGAUUGUGAAUUUUCUGAUUUUUCAUGUUUCUUUUGGCUUGUGAGCUUGUUUGAAGGUCAAGUUUGCUACU
This is a messenger RNA of Setaria italica (foxtail millet), 1378 nucleotides long. RefSeq names its product novel plant SNARE 13. Gene Ontology annotation, biological process: vesicle fusion; retrograde vesicle-mediated transport, Golgi to endoplasmic reticulum. The transcript has 10 exons. The coding region runs from base 297 to 1097 and encodes 266 amino acids. The record is from RefSeq and is a predicted model, not a curated record. Lineage: Eukaryota; Viridiplantae; Streptophyta; Magnoliopsida; Poales; Poaceae. Gene Ontology annotation, cellular component: endoplasmic reticulum membrane; Golgi apparatus; ER to Golgi transport vesicle membrane. Gene Ontology annotation, molecular function: SNARE binding; SNAP receptor activity.